Molecule: messenger RNA, 1234 nt
Organism: Oncorhynchus gorbuscha (pink salmon)
Lineage: Eukaryota; Metazoa; Chordata; Actinopteri; Salmoniformes; Salmonidae
Product: myelin protein P0-like
Exons: 6
Coding region: 126-734 (202 amino acids)
Biological process (GO): myelination
Cellular component (GO): membrane
Source: RefSeq, a predicted model, not a curated record
CUGUUGUUAUCCUCUGUCCUUGCACCCUGUAUCACUCUGUCCUGUCUCUCCAUCCUUCUCCAUCGCUACAGAGUGGGACUCCUCCAUCUGCAACAUCCAUUUAGGAACCCAAAGAGUCAGGAACCAUGCUGACCAUUUUGGCGCUAGCAUCGGUCAUACUGCUUGGAAUAGUGCCCCAACAGUCGGAGGCCAUCGUCAUCUACACGGGCUGGGAGCGUCACGCCCUGGUGGGGUCAGACAUCCGUCUGUCAUGUUCAUUCUUCUCCUGGCGCUGGACUUCCGAUGACGUCACCUUCUCCUGGAGCUACCGUGCCGACGGAGCCAGGGACAGCAUCUCUGUCUUCCACUACGCAGGUGGAUCCCCUUAUGUGGACAACAAGGGACCGUUCAGAGACAGGCUGGAGUUUGUGGGGAACCCUGGUCGCCGGGACGGAUCCAUCCUACUCAAGAACCUGGACUACGGAGACAACGGCACCUUCACCUGUGAUGCCAAGAACCCGCCUGACAUAGUGGGACGCGCCUCCAGUGUCAGACUGCUGGUCUUUGAAAAAGUUCCCAUCCAGGCCGGAGUGAUCACAGGGGCCAUCAUCGGUGCGGUGCUGGGUCUGUUGGUGCUCGUCGUGGUCAUCUACUAUCUCAUGAGGUUCCUGGUGGCCCGCAGAGUCUUCAACCUCAGUGUCAGCAAACAUGGAAAGAAAGGGAAGGGUAAAGAGGGAUCACAGCAGAGACAGUGAUGGACACCUCUCCUCUCCUCCACCCCCCUGAUCACCAACACCCCUCUCACUCCCCCUGCACGUUCAUUCACCCACCAUUUCUGCUGGUUGGAAUGCCACGUCGCUGUCUUCUGCCCAACUAUUGGCCAGGGAUGGAAACAGAAUCAUCCUCGUUAGUUCUCAUUGAAGACUUUAAUUUAGCUAUAGCUCUCUGCCGGUGGCAAAAGUGUGUGUUUUAUGUGUCUAUGUGUCUAGUCAGACUGUCAUGUCAAACAAAAGAUGAGGGGACAAACUGUGUAUGUGUAUGUCACCCUAAAGUAAAUAGUUAUAGUUACAUUUUACUUUACAUGUGCACACAUGGAGACGAUGUUUUGUUUGAGAGAGGCAGACAUGUGAUAGAUCUUCUUAUGACAUUUAAUCACAUUUCUGCUCUUGUAUCUGGAGGGGGAUUCUGUGUGGCUGUUCAUUUCUUUUUGGUGCAUGUUUUCCAGGUGCGGAAAAUAAAGUCAUUUUUCAUUUCA